This is a messenger RNA of Porites lobata, 3569 nucleotides long. Lineage: Eukaryota; Metazoa; Cnidaria; Anthozoa; Scleractinia; Poritidae. The record is from the annotation of a GenBank genome assembly.
GUACCACGUGAUCCUCCACAUUCUUUCUCUUUGAGCGUGGAAGGAAAGAUCAUGGCGGCUUCCAUCAUUGUUCUGUUGGUUUUAGGGCUUUUUGCGCCGUUGAAUUCGCUCGGUAAGCCAUGAUUUACAGAAACAAUUAGUUCAACUUUUUAAUCACCCAAAGAGUCUUAACAGAAUUUCAGUUUUGUUGAGUAAAUGAGAAUUUUCUCCUCCUUUUGUUCAAUUCCACGAGGCACUCAAUUAUUGGUCCCUAGCACGUAGCACAAUUUUUCUAAGAAACUAUUAUUUUUAGUGCGUUCUAGCACUAUAACCCCUCUUAACCUGGUUAAUUCCUCGAUAAGAAAUAUGGGAAUUUAAAAUGUACCAUGCUGAUCAGCACAUUCUGUAUUUUUAUCUUGAUUAGGUGAUACUUGUGUUGGAGCAAAACCAACUCCUGAAAUCUACUCUACAAGGAAUAUCUUACUCUCCACAGAAAGUGUAUUUAUCGUUGAAUUUUCCCUCAAAUGUGACAAUAAUGCAAAGGUAUAGAAAUAGAAAAUAUAUAGAAAAUAAAUUAAUGCAUUGUGAUUGUAGUGUGCAACAACCAAGACAGACAGCUCUUCUGGAAAUGCAGUCAAAGCCCCUUAAUACGGUCACUGAGGGGGUUAUGGAAAGUGUCUGUGUUAAUGGGGUGACGGUAUUAAGCGGGUUGAAUUUAGAGAAAAUCUAAGGGCUUUCUUUCCCCAGGGACAAACCCAGUGCUGUCAACUCUCCCGGUCUCCAAAUUAGAGUCUGAUAUCUCCCGGAUAAUCACCCGAAGUUGAUAUUUCUUGUAGACUCGAGUUUCCAACCAUAAAAUUUCAAAUGUUUUCUGUCGUUUGAGCUACUGUUAACAUGGAACGUUUCCCCAUAAAUUCGGGUAUGCACUGUAAUUUAAGCAAUAAUGUGGCUAAAUAUGAACUGUUUAUGUGCUAUAUAUAUAUAUCGAUUGGAAUCAACGAACAUUUUUUGCACAAAUGACUUCAUUUGUCGUGCAAUAUUAUGUCAUAUAUCAUUCCUUCCCUAUCAAUUCUCAAUAUUUGAUGCUGUGGGGGGGUUGGCAGCCCUGAAACCAAACUGUCCAUAGUAAUGAAGUGUCCUUAUUAGGUGGGUGUCCAUAUUAGGUGGGUGUCCAUAAAGUAGGGUUUGAAUGUAGUGCAAUAAAGACAUGGAUGGUAGUCGGUUCCUCAUGGAUCAAAGGUUUGAGUGUGGCAUACUUUUGUUAAAAAAAGUGUUUAAAAAUGGAGAAAAUAAUCAUCCAUGAUGAAAUACCGUUAUUCAUUCUAGACAAUAACACUGACUACUGCUUUUAUCCCAGAAUGUGAACUUAUAUGCCGAAGUUAAUGGAAAAGUCAUGCCCGUUACCAUUUCCUCAGAUGAUGCCAAGUAUCAGGUUAGUCUCCACGCUACUGUGAAAGUCUUCAUGGUUAUUUCCCACAAAAUCAAAUUCGCAACAUCACUAUUAAUGAAUAGAUGAUCUUUGAGAUUAGACCGACAAUCACACUGCCAUUUCAAUCAAGUUUGACAACGUCAGUUGUGUGAUGAUAGCAAAGAGAUCUGGCAACAAGUUUGCUACAUGUUCAGAGUUUUUGUUGCUCAUUAAACGAUGCUUUUUUAUUUUCUUGUUUCCUUCACCGUCAUUAUGUCUGCUUGAGCUCACUAGUAGCGUUACCAUGUAAAAGAAUUCUCGUUGAUUUCAUUGCAAAACUGAUAAUUUGAUAGAAAACACCAAUGAAAAUUACCACCCCAAGUACCCAUACAGAGGCUCUAUAGUCUAACACAUGAAAUCAAUACUGUACAACCAUCCAAAGACUUGUGUGAUGAAUGUGAAUCAGCUACCCUGAGAAUUUACUCAUGAUUACACUGUUAGCAUCCUGAUGUGUCUUUGGAAUGGUCAUGUCUUCUAUUCUGGUAUUUUGAUUUGUCUGUAUUGCUUGUAACACAUGUCUGUUUUGGUUUUCUCUGAAGGUCAGCUGGGCAGAAACACACAAAGAAGCCAAAGCUGGUGUGUACUCAGUAAACUUCUAUGAUGAUGAAGGAUUUGCUGCUUUCAGAAAGGUAUCGUGAUUGUUACUUUAAAAAAUUGUUGUUACAAUGAUACAGUAAUUAAAAGAUACUUGUGCUGAGUACUCACAAUAAUAUUAUUGUAAGCCAGGUAGUUAAGUGUUCUGCUUUGUUUGUGUAGUUUUAACCAAUUGUUUCAUUGUAAAAUACAGUGGUCAUUUUUAAAUUUGGAGUUGCUAGUCAGCUUGAUGGACAUUGUAGGCCAUAAUAAUAAAUAUUUAAAUUACCGUGGCAGUUGAUAAACCUUUCUGGGCAGCUGUACUUUCCUUUGAUGGUGUUUAUCUCCCAGUAUUGUAACUCAUGUAAAAUAAAAUAAUAAUAAAAAAACUAACAGUAUUGUUGAUUGGCUUUGUCAGCCUGAAAAACAAAAACAUAAAAAAGCGCACAUUUUGCAAUGCCGCCAAUAGCUUGUCCACAAAAUGAUUUCUGAAGAAUAAGUGCAGAAAUUUCAUGCCGAUAAUGUGUCACUACCCAGAUCUGGGUGGUACUUUUGACUGGUUGUGCCACGAGGGAAAUUUGCUUUAACCAAUCAGAAGUACUAUCCAGAUCUGGGAAGUGACACUCUCUGCAAUAAGAUGCCAUUUCCCAGGGAAACCAGCGGUAGCUUCAUGAAAUAUCAACUGUUUUCUCAAGUUAUGGCUUUGGAAGAUUGAGUCCAGUGCGUGAUGACUUGUAUAUUAAUCUGUCAAUCCAAUGAGAGUUGGUGAUUACAAAAUAUACUAAAAACUGUCUGACCACUAGGACUCAACAGCAGAGAGCUCAAAUUUACUCGUGUGCAAGUUAGAAAGGCUUAACUGUAUGAUUAUUACAUGUACAUGUGACACAAAAUUACUGUUGCUCUCUCUAGGCACAAAGAAGCGGAACAGUUAGUGAGGCAAAGCCUUUAUUCACAAUUGAUGUUAAUCAUAAGGUGAGCCACACCAGUCCCUGAGACCCCACUGAGAUAAAAAACCCAAAAAAAAGAAAGGAAGAAAGUUUAAAAUCCAAGAGAUAUUUUUCCACGGAACUUAACAGAUUUUUGUCAGAGAUCAACAAAGGAAGUAAUUUUAUUUAACUUAUUAUCAGAUUGUCUUGUUUAUGUUCAAAAACAUUACUACCCAAAGACUUGUGAUGAACAUAAUCGCUACCAUGAUAGCAAUCAUGAUUAUACUUGAAAUCCUCUAAGAAGUUCUGAAAAUCUUUGGGUAGGCGAAAAAGUGUUAGCUUCUAGUUUUUCUUGUUUUGCAUAUGUUUGGUUUGUAUUUAGGCUUGAUUACCAGCCACUGUUGGUGGAAUGAGCCCACAUGCCCUCCCGAAUUAAGAACUAAUAAUUUUAAUAACAGAUGUGUGAUGAGCAAAAUUAAUAGAAGUGUGAAUAUUUCCAAUCUAAUUUCCAGGGAGCUGGACGUGAAGGCCUUUAUGUGCAGACAGAGUUUAUUGCGGUUGUUGCAGCUUUGUUGAUCUGGUGGAGUGCUAACAAUGUCAAAAGCAAGCUUCAGGAAUCAUAG